CCGGCUAUGUCGGGGAAACAUCGGGUGUAACAUCAGAUGAGCAUUGAAGCUGCCCGCAGCAGCCUACACCCACAACAACAGCAAAUCCGAUUUCGAGAUGAACCCUUCCCAACCUGGCGGACGUUCCGUUUUUUUUCCUAUCAAAUUGAAUGUCAUAGGAUGGUCAUAGCAAGCGGGGUAAAUUUACUGAUUGCUUCGCUGCACUAAACAGCCGCUGCGUAUCAGACAGUGCGCGCAAUCAUUCGCGCCCCUUUCGCAAUACUCGGUUUAAUACCAUCCUGGGUGCAGUUCAAUUCGUGCCAAUUUGCCAUAGGUGGAAGUUCGUUUGUAUGCUGCCCUGCUUUCCUGAGGCACCGAGGUUGUGGCAAAUUUUAACGCAAUAAGGUUCAAUGUCACGUACAGGUGGAACAGGACGGAGGGAUACAUAGGUUUGAAUGCUGUUGGUAAAAUGUCGGCGAGAGAAAUUCAAGAGCAUGACUGUCCGUCCGCUGCUGGUGGGAGCCUGUGUGUGAGAAAUAUGCUCUGAAUAUUAGCUGCGAUACUGUCUGAGAUUUAAUCGAACAGGCAGGAUUUUGUGUCGAACCGCCGCUCCACAGGUACGGAGGACCCUCUGCCUGCCUACCGAACGUAAUCCUAUUCUUUCUGCUUGAGUACACCGCACGGAUGUGAACAGAAGUUGGGAACAGGAUGCCUGUGUGUGAAACAUAAAGGAUCCUAUUACAUUCAAUAUUCUUCGUGUGCCAAUUUAACUGAACCGAGUGAAACAGCGUGGAAACCAUAAACCAAAAAAAGAACUCUUCACGUUAAUGGAUCAUUGUAUGUUGUGAACGGAAACUGCACCGUGUGAAGUCCAAUCAUCCCGGCAACUUGAGCAACUGUUCAACAGGAACGAAUCAGCUGUUUAUCUGUGCUUGAAGCGUUUGUGCAGAAGAACAGACGUUUGCGGUUCCUUAACAUCACAAAACAACCAGAUCAUAUUGCAGCAUUGUGCAGCAUCCAGUGGAGCUCGCGGCAUGAAUUUGGGUAGUUCCGGUGGAGGCGGUACCGGCACCUCAGCGAACACUUCUGGCAGCAGCGGCGCUAGCGGAGGAUCGUAUUCGGCCGUCUGUGGUGGUGGUGGUGGCGUUGGUACCGGAAGUGCAAACAGUGCUAACGUGAGUGCGGCAGCAGGCAGCGGCGGUUACGGUAGCGGUAGCGGAGGGUCCGGCAGUGAGAUGCCUGCAGAAAUCAUUCGCCCAAAGGUUGUAACGGUGAAGCACCCGGAAUCGAACAAGCCGAAACCGACCACUAAGAAGGGGAAAGCGAUCCAGGCCGAUGUGGACGUUAUCAAAGAGUUUCAGCGCUGCAAGGAGGAGAACAUUCAGCGGCUCGAUUUGAGUAAAUCCUCCAUCACCGUCAUACCCGCUUCGGUGAAAGAUUGCACCAGCUUGGUGGAGUUUUAUCUGUACGGCAAUAAGAUCUCUUCCCUUCCACCGGAGAUUGGCUGCUUGGCGAAUCUAAAAACGUUGGCAUUGAAUGAAAAUUCGCUCACGUCGCUACCUGAUUCACUGCAAAACCUGAAACAGCUGAAGGUGCUCGAUCUGCGGCAUAACAAGCUGUCGGACAUACCCGAUGUGAUCUACAAGCUGCACACCUUGACUACCCUGUAUUUGCGCUUCAAUCGGAUCCGUGUGGUAGGUGACAAUCUGAAAAAUCUUAGCAAUCUGACGAUGCUCAGCUUGCGCGAGAACAAAAUCCACGAGCUACCGGCAGCGAUCGGUCAUUUGGUUAAUCUAACGACGCUUGAUCUGUCGCACAACCAUCUGAAACACCUGCCAGAGGAGAUUGGUAACUGUGUCAACUUGACUGCACUGGAUCUGCAGCACAACGAUCUGCUGGACAUACCGGAAUCGAUAGGAAAUUUGUCGAACUUAAUGCGGCUCGGGCUACGCUACAACCAGCUCACGUCAAUUCCCGUUUCGCUGAAGAACUGUACGCAUAUGGACGAGUUUAACGUGGAAGGGAAUGGUAUCAGUCAGCUACCGGAUGGGCUGUUGGCCAGCUUGAGCAACUUGACUACGAUCACCCUCUCACGGAACGCGUUCCACAGCUAUCCUUCCGGUGGACCUGCGCAGUUCACGAAUGUGACGAGCAUCAAUCUGGAGCACAAUCAAAUCGACAAGAUACAGUAUGGAAUUUUUUCCCGUGCCAAAGGUUUAACGAAGCUGAACAUGAAAGAAAAUGCACUGACCUCGUUGCCGCUCGAUAUCGGUACGUGGACGCAGAUGGUGGAGCUAAACUUUGGCACAAACUCGCUGACGAAGCUUCCGGACGACAUACACUGCCUGCAAAACCUGGAAAUACUGAUCCUGUCUAAUAAUUUGCUGAAACGAAUACCGAACACGAUAGGCAACCUGAAGAAGCUGCGCGUGCUUGAUUUGGAAGAGAACCGACUGGAGUCGCUUCCAUCGGAAAUCGGCCUGUUGCACGAUUUGCAGAAACUGAUCCUACAGUCCAAUCAGCUCAGCGCAUUACCGCGCACCAUCGGUCACCUGACGAAUCUGACGUACCUGUCGGUUGGGGAGAACAAUCUACAGUUUUUGCCGGAGGAGAUCGGCACGUUGGAAAACCUGGAAUCGCUUUACAUCAACGAUAAUCCGUCGUUAAUCAAGCUUCCUUACGAGCUGGCCCUGUGCCAGAAUCUUGCGAUUAUGAGUAUCGAAAACUGUCCCCUGUCGGCACUUCCACCGGAAGUGGUCAGCGGUGGUCCGAGCCUUGUAAUACAGUACCUUAAACUUCAUUCUCCAUACCGACAGAUGUGAUUUGCUGGCUGAGGGACCGCUGUAUGCCACGAGCGAUUUGUUUAUGCUUUGUAUACGUACAAACAUGCUGUUCAUCACCGUGCCCCAUGGAUCAUUGUGCUCUUCGGCCUAGCCUUGGAGAGGUUUGGUUAAUGCAUAUAUGUGUUGUUCGUGCUCAAACGAAAGUCCACCUUUUUCCUGCACUGUUUUCCGUUCGAAGUGAAGACAAUUCAAAACCAUAAACCCACUUCGUUCCUUCGAGACAAAAAACACCCAAAAAAAUUCGAACGAAAAGAAAUCACAGAACGAAAUGCGUUUAAGUGCAUAUCAUGUGCACGCAUGGAAAACACAUACACACAAAACAAAUUGAAUCAAUGUGAUUAAAAUAAAGCUUUAAUGUUAUUGCUUAUUAAACGAAACAAAACAAAAGAAACACAUAAAACGUACAACUGCGUGGAACCGUCAAAUUAGCGCAGAGUGCAGAUUAUAAAUGAAGUGCAGUACCCAUGUGGUAUAUCAUGGACAUAUUACCAAAAACAAAAAAACGAAGCGGUAAACUACAAUGAACAUCGAUAUUGUUUCUUAAACUCUGUGCGUGUGUGUGUGUGCACGAAAGAUACUUUCGAGACGAUCUCCUGUUCCUGUUGUGUUUUGCUAAAUUAAUACAUGUGGACAAAGGAAACUUUUUUUAAUUUGUGUUCUGAAGCAGUGUGAAUAAUAAGAACAAAUGUGACAAUAGUGAUAGAAGCUUGCACGUGACGUGUGAGUGUAUUUAUUGUGUUUCACUUGAAAGCAGUUUUGGUGAAAAAAAAGUGAUGAUUAUUUGGCGAGAAAAAGAGGAAAUUUGUGUUUAUGCUUGCGUAGCAACUGCCAAUGGAGGGAUGUGGAACGUCACAAGGAGUUACAAAAUUGACUUCUUGAUUGCAUGUCUCGGUUUGCUGCACUGGCACAUGUGUUUGUACUGAAUUAAAUCGAUACUCAACGGAAUGCACAUCGUACGCUGGGAAAAGAUAAUUUUCACGAGCUAUUCUACUUUUGCGUGUCUUUUUUUAGACAUUUGUUCACAUGCAGCGCACAUUUUAAUGUUUUAUUUGAUGCUUUAUGAUCAUUGAUUGAUCAUUGAUUGAUUUAUUGCAUUGACUCUUUCGGAAGGGAGGAUUCGCGCGUAUACUGAGCCAUCAGUUAUACCAGAAUGGUAACGAUUUUAUUCGCUUUUAAAACAUUGUUGUCACAAGUUCUAGUGACGUUCUUAAGUUAAAUUCCGUUAUAGUUUGAUAAGGGCAGUAAAAAUACGUAAACGGUUCCAUAUGUUAUUAACUGAUAAAGAUGUAAUAUUUGCAGAAAUGUCGCAAAGAAUUAUUUCAUGUUUGGUGGCAUAUUUUGUACGAAUAAAGCCAUUUAUUUGGAGCGAUUGCGAUUACCCAAUGCAGCGAAAAAGAGUUUUGGUUUGAAAGUUAGUUUUGAAGAAAAUGCAAUAUGAGGAAUUCGAGUUUACAUAAUGAAACGAACUGCAACGAAUUUAAAGCUUUUGAACGAGUGAACGGAAACAGAAAAAAGGAAUAGUUGGAAUUAAACGUACGCUAGAAGUAAUGUUUAUAGAACUUGAUAUAGUUGUUAGUAUGUGAUGCACUCAUAAGAUGCUUAUUUGACUAUGCGUUUUAAGGGAAAGGUCGAAUUAUGAACAUUUCAAACAUUGGUUUUGCGGAUACGUAUCAAAGCGUCAUUUUAAUCUAGUCAUAAUUCAAUAAUUUUUUGGUUAAUUCUGUUGCACAUCGUGUGAUCUGAGGCUAAAUUAAUGAUAAAUGUAAAAAAGAGACGAAAACAAACACACACACACGCAUAAAACAGAAAAAAGUCGUUUAGGUUGGUAAAAAAAUGAAAGAAAAUUAACAAUCCUGUACACAGUGAACAUUAAAAGAAAUGGAGCGGAAUGCAUACAUGGCCUAAAUAAUAAAUGUAGCGAUGAAAAGAGAAUACAUAAAUGUACACUACUUGAGAAGUAAGUCAACAAAAACAAAAAAAAACAAAACUAAACAAGUAAAAAACGCAGUAAAUAAGCACUAAAAUUAUUUUUAAAAAAUGUAAUGUGUACAUUGAGAAUGGUUGAUCGAUAAUUGUUGCGUAAAGAUGACGGUGUAACACAUGACGUAAGAGGAAGACGAAGUAUUAGUUUAAAUGUUGUAAUGAAAUGAUGUGCACAUAAUAGCAACAACGUUGCCCCAACUAUCCUUGAUAUGGUCAGUUAUUUCAUGCAGUCACGAUGUAAAGGAUUGCUAUAAUAACAAUAUAUAACAGACUACUGAUUCGGCUAUAUAAGCUAUAAUCCGGUGUGUAUUCGUCGAAGAUCGAAUUUAACAGCAAAAAUGGAAUUGACAUAAUUCUAGUAAGAUACAUAAUUAAUAUGAAUGUCAUUCCGCUUUGCCAAGAAAACCAAAAACGAAUGAAAAUGGCGGAACGAGAGCUUUUUUAAAUUAUGCAAUUGCACACAUUAUUGCAAAAUAACGACAACAAAACCACAUACACACUAUCUUCAUUUGUUUGUGUUGCUCAUUUUGCUGUAUCCUUAUUUGUUUAGGCGCAAUAAUAGUUCGAGUGCCAUAUGCAUAAUUUAUGUGUGAACAAAAUAGAAAAACAAAAAGUAAAAAAACAACCCAAACCUCAAAGAUUUCAUUUUGCUAUGGUUUUAUAAAACUGGUUUAUUGCCUUUAUGUUAUAUUAACGCUACGUAUUUCCAAAGCAUGUGGAACGUGAUGGUAGUUAGACAGCCGAUGGCCAUCAUGGUACUACUAAACAUACUGCAAAUAUCCAAAAAUCUGACAAAACAAAGAACUGUCGUUUGUUGAUGGCUUAACAGUUACGAACCACAAAAGAAGAAUCAAAUAGCGGAAACUAUAUUUUAAUAUUGGCGAUGACAGUCUUGUAGCACAUACAAGCGGAAAGGGAUCUAAAAAAUCAGACGUUAUCCGGAAGCAUAGCAUAGCACGUAAGAUAAAGCCAGUAACUAAAUGUAUGAUUAUGCUAAGAGCAACAAAAUAUAUUAAAAUUUGUAUGUAAAAUAAGAUAGACUACCAUGAUCUUACAUAAGAUAUGGAAAUAUACAUCGUGUAUUUUACUAGCAAAGCUCGGAAAGGCAUUGGAAAAGAAUUGGUUAGAGCUCGUAGGGAGUGAAAGAAGCUGGAAGAAGGAAACGAUAAUGUAAUGCGCACACAAAUAAAGUAUUCUGAUUCGUAUAGCUUAAGCAGAACUAUUCGGAGAAUGGAAGUA
Messenger RNA from Anopheles funestus (African malaria mosquito), 6044 nucleotides. It is a transcript of the gene Sur-8, whose product is annotated as leucine-rich repeat protein soc-2 homolog. The record is from RefSeq and is a predicted model, not a curated record. Gene Ontology annotation, molecular function: protein binding. The coding region runs from base 1014 to 2801 and encodes 595 amino acids. Lineage: Eukaryota; Metazoa; Arthropoda; Insecta; Diptera; Culicidae. The transcript is spliced from 3 exons.